Molecule: messenger RNA, 623 nt
Organism: Eutrema salsugineum
Lineage: Eukaryota; Viridiplantae; Streptophyta; Magnoliopsida; Brassicales; Brassicaceae
Product: protein transport protein Sec61 subunit gamma-3
Exons: 3
Coding region: 143-352 (69 amino acids)
Biological process (GO): post-translational protein targeting to membrane, translocation; protein targeting
Cellular component (GO): Ssh1 translocon complex; membrane
Molecular function (GO): transmembrane protein transporter activity
Source: RefSeq, a predicted model, not a curated record
GAAUUACGGUGGAGGUGAAGUCAACGGAACAAAACAAGUAGUAUAAAGUCAGAAUGUCAAAUAAAACCUCUCCUUUUCAUCUUUACCCCUAAAACGACGAUUCUCCUGAAACCCUAAUUUUACAAUUCCGAUCUGAGAAGCUAUGGAAGCCAUUGAUUCCGCAAUCGAUCCACUCAGAGAUUUCGCUAAGAGCAGUGUCCGUCUCGUCCAACGCUGUCACAAACCCGAUCGCAAGGAAUUCACCAAAGUUGCUGUGCGUACGGCGAUUGGAUUUGUGGUGAUGGGAUUCGUUGGGUUCUUCGUGAAGCUUGUAUUCAUCCCAAUCAACAACAUCAUCGUUGGAUCUGCUUAGGAACUACUUUACGAGGCAAUGCGCCAAGGAGUUAGGAGAAGAAGAAGUAAAAUGACUGCAAAAGCUGUUACGGAAUUUCUUCCAUGUCUUGCUAUGUUUUGGCGGCCAGUUUUUUCCCCCCUUAUAUGAUUUUGACUCUCAUGUUGUUAUUACUCUUAAAGACUUGAUAAGUUUUGAUUAUUUUUGAUUUUCUACUGCAAAGUAUAUUGUCUUCAAGAAGCAAUGUUUUUAAGAACUAAAUCCGAAAUGAAACUCAAGACAUUCAAAACUA